Molecule: messenger RNA, 1469 nt
Organism: Maniola jurtina (meadow brown)
Lineage: Eukaryota; Metazoa; Arthropoda; Insecta; Lepidoptera; Nymphalidae
Gene: U3-55K
Product: U3 small nucleolar RNA-interacting protein 2
Exons: 1
Coding region: 86-1438 (450 amino acids)
Cellular component (GO): small-subunit processome
Molecular function (GO): snoRNA binding; protein binding
Source: RefSeq, a predicted model, not a curated record
AAUUUAUUGUCAAAUGCCAAAUCAACGUGUUGGUGGUGUUCUUUUCUUUCUUUCGUAUUUGGAAUAAUUUUCUGGACCUGUAAUAAUGUCUUCUUCCUUCUUCUUAAAAGGAAAAACAAGGCAAGUACAUAAAAGAAAAGGUGAAAGAAUUACCAAAAAGACACCGAAAAAACCAAAUGCACCUAACCUCGAAAACGGGCACGAAUCCUCUGACAGCGAUUUAGAUCUCAAAAAGUUUUCUGACGCAGAAGAAUCAGAGAGUGACCACGAGACUGCGGAGCAAAAGAAGUUGCGACUGGCCAAGAAAUAUCUUGAGGAAAUUGAGAAAGAAGAAGCGAAGCGCGCGGAACUAAAGGACCUCGACGAUGCUGUAGAAAAACGUCUGCAGAGAGACUAUUUAGAACAGAAAGGCAAAUUACGCGUAGAAGUUGCAGACAACUACACCGCGCCAACCGAAAACGAUGUCAAAUUAAUACGCGCAAAAGAACAUCGUCUAUCGCUUACAUGUGUUUGUAUAAGUAGUGAUGGUGCAUUCGCCUUCACCGGUUGCAAAAGCGGCAGCGUUAUUAAAUGGAGUCUCCGAGAAAAGAAGAAACUCGGCAGUUUAACAUACAAGACGCAUUCCAAAUACUUAAAAGGUGGUGUCACUUCAAUUGCAUUGACAACAGAUUUUAAGUAUUUAGCGACAUCAGAUUCAUCACCAGACAUCCAAAUAUGGGAUCCUCAUGCAUUGAAACAUAUACACACAUUCAAAGGCCAUAAAAAUAUUGUUGUAGGUCUUGUAUUUAGAAAGAACACACAUAGUUUGUAUUCAGCAAGUAAAGAUAGGUCAGCUAAAAGUUGGUCUUUAGAUGAAAUGGCUUAUGUGGAAACUUUGUUUGGUCAUCAGUCUCCUAUCACAUCAAUUGAUGCAUUGACUAGAGAGCGGGCUGUGACAGCAGGUGGUAGAGACACCACAAUAAGAGUCUGGAAGAUAGUUGAAGAAUCACAACUGGUUUUCAAUGGACCAGUGGGCAGUGUGGAUGAGGUGAAGUUAUUGAACGAGGAACACUUUGUAUCCGGUAGUGACAAUGGAUCAAUUUGUUUAUGGAGUGUGUUGAAAAAAAAGCCUUUAUGCACUGUCACUGAAGCUCACGGCUCAGAGAAUGAUGUGCCUCGCUGGAUAUCAAGCCUCGCCACUCUCCUAAACUCAGACAUUUUUGCAUCUGGAUCAUAUGAUAACCACAUAAGGCUAUGGAAAAUUGCAGAUGCAUAUAGAAAUAUUAAACCUAUGUUUAGUGUAGAAAUAAAUGGUUUUGUGAACAGCAUGCAGUUUACGAGUGAUGGACAGCAGUUGUUUGCGGCUGUAGGGCAGGAACACAAAGCUGGCAGAUGGUUCAAGCAGGCUGCAGCUAAAAAUGGUUUAUUAAUUGUCAAAUUACCUGUUAAGUUAAAAUGAUUGAAAAAUAAAAUACUAUUUUACUUUUAAA